Arabis nemorensis is the source of this 990-nucleotide messenger RNA. The record is from the annotation of a GenBank genome assembly. NCBI's taxonomy places the organism in Eukaryota, Viridiplantae, Streptophyta, Magnoliopsida, Brassicales, Brassicaceae.
AUGGAUAAAGCAAAAGCAAAAGGAAAAGUUUGUGUAACCGGAGCUUCAGGCUUCUUAGCUUCUUGGCUUGUGAAGAGGCUUCUCCUUGAGGGAUAUGAAGUUAUCGGAACAGUCAGAGAUCCAGGAAAUGAGAAGAAACUCGCGCACCUUUGGAAGUUGGAAGGGGCAAAGGAGAGACUCCGGUUGGUGAAGGCCGAUUUAAUCGAAGAAGGAAGUUUUGAUAACGCCAUAAUGGGAUGCCAAGGAGUUUUCCAUACCGCUUCUCCUGUGCUUAAACCUACCUCUAAUCCAGAGGAGGAGAUUUUGAAACCAGCCAUAGAGGGCACACUGAAUGUACUGAGAUCUUGCCGGAAGAAUCAGUCCCUGAAGCGCGUGGUUCUCACCUCGUCCUCUUCAACGGUCAGGAUCAGAGAUGAUUUUGAUCCCAAAAUCCCUCUUGACGAAUCAGUUUGGACCUCUGUUGAACUCUGCAAGCGUUUCCAGAUCUGGUAUCCUUUAUCAAAGACAUUAGCUGAGCAAGCUGCAUGGAAAUUCUGUGAAGAAAAUGGUAUUGACCUUGUCACUGUUCUACCAUCCUUUCUCGUGGGACCUAGUCUGCCUCCUGAUCUGUGUUCUACAGCAUCCGAUGUCCUCGGAUUGCUUAAAGGAGAAACAGACAGGUUUCAAUGGCAUGGACAGAUGGGUUAUGUUCAUAUCGAUGAUGUGGCAAGAACUCACAUACUCGUUUUCGAGCACGAAGCAGCUCAAGGCAGAUACCUUUGCAGCUCUAACGUUAUCAGUCUAGAAGAACUAGUUUCCUUCCUAUCUGCUCGUUACCCAUCACUCCCAUAUAUCCCCAAGAGGUUUGAGAAACUAAAUAGGUUGCAUUACGACUUUGACACUUGGAAGAUAAAGAGUCUCGGGCUCAAGUUCAAGUCGUUAGAAGAGAUGUUCGAUGACUGCAUUGCCUCAUUUGUCGAGCAAGGCUAUUUAUCUCAUGUUGUUCCUUAA